Messenger RNA from Cicer arietinum (chickpea), 1035 nucleotides. Its product is annotated as multiple C2 domain and transmembrane region protein 14-like. NCBI's taxonomy places the organism in Eukaryota, Viridiplantae, Streptophyta, Magnoliopsida, Fabales, Fabaceae. The record is from RefSeq and is a predicted model, not a curated record.
AUGUUAACGAUUGGAGUCUUUGAUAAUGGAAGAUAUGGUAAUAAUAGUCAUGGAGAUGUUAGAAAGAGGAAAAUUCGUGUGCGGUUGUCUACACUUGACACCAACCAUGUUUACGUUAAUUCCUACUCGUUGAUUGUUUUACUGCCAGGUGGUGCGAAGAGAAUGGGUGAGAUAGAAAUUGCAAUGAUAUUUUCAUAUUCUUCAUGGUUGAGUUUAAUGCAAUCCUACACAAGUCCAAUUCUACCAAGAAUGCAUUAUGUUCGUACAUUCGGCCCAACUCAACAAGAUAUUUUAAGACAUAUCGCUAUGAAGAUAGUAACGAUUUGGUUAGCUCGGUCUGAACCGCCUUUGGGUCAUGAAGUGGUUCAGUUCAUGCUUGACUCUGAUACUCACAUGUGGAGCAUUAGGAGAAGUAAAGCAAAUUGGUUUCGAUUAAUUGUUUUUUUGUCACAUGCCACUACAAUUUUUUGUUGGUUGGAUGGGAUUAGCACAUGGGUACACCCACCCACAACGGUUUUAGUUCACGCACUUCUCAUAGCGAUUGUGUUUUUCCCUUACUUGAUUCUUCCAACUGUUUUCAUGUAUUCUUUUUUGAUUUUGUUAUUGAGGUUUAGAAAUAGGCCGAUGGUCCCACAUGAUAUGGAUCCAAAAAUGUCUUAUGUGGACAUGGUGAACCUCGACAAAAUUGAUGAAGAGUUUGAUGGGUUUCCAACGACGAGAGCUAAUGAAGUGGUUAGGAUCAGGUACGAUAGGCUAUGCGCACUUGUGGGGAGGGCACAAACUUUACUUGGUGAUGUGGUCGCACAUGGGGAGAGAUUGAAAGCUUUGUUUAGUUGGAGGGACCCACGUGCUACUGGGAUAUUUGCGUUGAUUUGUUUGGUUGUGCCGUUAGUGUUUUACGCAAUGUCGUUUAAAGGGUUUGUGCUUUUGGGUGGAUUUUAUCACAUGAGACACCCAAGAUUUCGUGAUGACAUGCCGUCUAUUUUGUCUAAUUUUUAUCAAAGACUACCGUCAUUUUCUAAUCAAAUUAUGUAA